GUUAGAAUCACACCCUUUGUUUCCAUUAAUAUAAGCAUUGUUCUAAUUUUCUGUUCCCAUACUCUGAGAAAAAUGAGGAAUAAUGGAGGGUAUUCGGAGGGCAGUUCCGAUACAGAAAGCAUAGCAAGCGAAAGGGCAGCGUUUAGCGGACCAAUACUCGUUGGUGGGCGCAACAAAGGAUCUUCCAAGAAGAGUGCAAGGUUCAAUCUUCCACAUGAAAUCACCAUGGCUGAGACCAACUCUACUGGCAGCGUCGCUUCUUUUGAUUCCUCUUCUGGAAAUGAUGACUACGUCGAAAUCACCCUCGAUAUCCUCGACGACUCCGUCGCGGUUCACAGCGUUCAAGGUGCCGAUGGUUGCCACAAAGACCCUGAACUAUCGUUGCUAGCUAAGCGAACCCUGGAGAACAAGUCGGCUUCUUUUCGUUCCUAUUUGUUGAGGAACACGUCGGCUCGAAUCAAGCAAGUUUCUCAGGAGCUGAAGCGUGUAGUUUCGAGGAGACCUUCUAAUGCAGGGAGGAGAUUUGACAGGACUAAAUCUGCUGCAGCUCUAGCCUUGAAAGGACUCAAGUUCAUCACUACGAAAACAGGGGCCUCUGGGAAUGGAUGGUCCUCGGUGGAGAAGCGGUUCGAUGAUUUAACUGCCUCUACUGAUAGCCUUCUUCAUCGCUCUCGAUUCGCAGAUUGCAUUGGGAUGAAGCAGUCUAAAGAAUUUGCUGGUGAGCUGUUUCAAGCACUGGCUCGGAGACACAAUGUAACCGGUGACUACAUCCAUAAAAUACAACUCAAACAAUUCUGGGAUCAGAUUUCUGACGAAAGCUUUGAUUCUAGACUCCAAACAUUCUUCGACAUGGUGGACAAAGAUGCUGAUGGGAGGAUCACAGAAGAAGAAGUCAAGGAGAUUAUCAGCCUCAGUGCUUCUGCAAACAAACUCUCUAACAUUCAGAAACAAACUGAAGAGUAUGCCGCUUUGAUCAUGGAAGAAUUGGAUCCAGAUAAUGUUGGAUACAUCAUGAUCAAUAACCUGGAAAUGCUCCUAUUGCAAGCUCCGAACCAAUCCGUGAGGCUAAGCGAUAGCCGAAUUCUGAGUCAAAUGUUAAGCCAGAAACUGAAACCUACUCUAGAGAACAACCCUUUAAAAAGGUGGUACGACAAGAUCAAAUACUUUAUAAUGGAUAAUUGGCAAAGGGCCUGGGUUAUGAUGUUGUGGCUUGUCAUUGUGAGUGGCUUGUUCGCUUAUAAGUUCGUGCAGUACCGCAACAAGGCCGCUUUCGAUGUGAUGGGCUACUGUGUUUGCAUUGCUAAAGGAGGUGCAGAGACUCUUAAAUUCAACAUGGCUUUGAUUUUGCUACCAGCGUGCCGAAACACCAUCACUUGGCUUAGAAACAAGACUAAAUUAGGCGCUGUUGUUCCGUUCGAUGACAACUUGAAUUUCCACAAGGUUAUUGCCGUUGGAAUCACGAUCGGGCUGAUCCUACACGGAGGUGCUCAUUUAACGUGUGAUUUCCCACGUCUUCUUCAUGCCACCGAGGAAGAAUAUGAGCCUAUGGAACCUUACUUUGGGGAAGAGCAACCUCCAAACUAUUGGUGGUUUCUGAAGGGAGUUGAAGGUGUAACAGGUGUUAUAAUGGUGGUUCUAAUGGCCAUAGCUUUCACACUUGCCACUCCGUGGUUCAGGCGCAACAAGCUCAACCUUCCCAAGUUCCUUAAGAGGCUCACCGGAUUCAAUGCAUUUUGGUAUUCCCAUCACCUUUUUGUUAUUGUCUACACUCUCCUCAUUGUUCAUGGUAUUUACCUGUACCUCACCAAGAAAUGGUAUCAGAAAACGACAUGGAUGUAUCUAGCAGUACCAAUAACUCUGUAUGCUUGUGAAAGGUUGAUUCGAGCUUUCAGAUCAAGUAUCAAGGCAGUUAAAAUUCUCAAGGUUGCUGUGUAUCCCGGAAAUGUAUUGGCACUGCAUAUGUCAAAGCCCCAAGGAUUCAAAUACAAAAGCGGGCAAUACAUGUUUGUCAACUGCUCUGCAGUCUCGUCAUUUGAGUGGCAUCCAUUCUCCAUCACUUCAGCACCAGGAGAUGACUACCUUAGCGUUCACAUUCGAACUCUGGGUGACUGGACAAGGCAACUCAAAACUGUUUUCUCCGAGGUCUGUCAGCCUCCACCUGCUGGGAAGAGUGGAUUGCUUAGGGCAGAAGGAACCGAUACAAGCUUCCCCAAGAUUUUGAUCGACGGUCCAUACGGAGCUCCAGCACAAGAUUACAAGAAAUACGAUGUGGUGCUCCUAGUGGGGCUCGGAAUUGGUGCUACCCCAAUGAUCAGCAUUGUAAAGGACAUCAUCAACAACAUGAAAAUGGAAGAGGAUUCUGUUCCGGGGUCAGCCUUGGAGAAUGGGAACUACAACAAGAAGAAGAACAAGAACAACAAAGGGUUCAAUUUCAAGACAAGGAAAGCCUACUUCUAUUGGGUAACAAGGGAACAAGGGUCGUUCGAGUGGUUCAAAGGGAUAAUGAACGAAGUGGCAGAGAUGGACGAGAAGCAUGUGAUUGAGCUCCACAACUAUUGCACCAGCGUGUACGAGGAAGGAGACGCAAGAUCGGCUCUCAUAACGAUGCUUCAAUCAUUACACCAUGCGAAGAACGGUGUGGACGUCGUGUCAGGAACUCGGGUAAAAUCCCACUUUGCCAAGCCAAACUGGCGCCAAGUCUAUAAGAAGAUCGCCCUACAUCAUCCCGACGCAAGGAUUGGAGUUUUCUACUGUGGGGCACCCGCACUAACCCAAGAGCUAAGACAACUGGCUUCAGAUUUCUCUCACAAGACCUCCACAAAGUUCGAUUUUCAUAAAGAGAACUUCUAACCGAAGCUAGAGUCAUUUCCCCCCUCGAAGUUCAAUGAUUUAUAGAGUUUUUGUAUAUGGUGAAAAAUAUUUUUAUAUAGGUUUUAAUUUAAUAGGUUUAAGUGAAUAUAA
Messenger RNA from Hibiscus syriacus, 2961 nucleotides. Its product is annotated as respiratory burst oxidase homolog protein D-like. The transcript has 12 exons. Gene Ontology annotation, molecular function: calcium ion binding; NAD(P)H oxidase H2O2-forming activity; peroxidase activity. Gene Ontology annotation, cellular component: plasma membrane. The record is from RefSeq and is a predicted model, not a curated record. NCBI's taxonomy places the organism in Eukaryota, Viridiplantae, Streptophyta, Magnoliopsida, Malvales, Malvaceae. The coding region runs from base 73 to 2850 and encodes 925 amino acids.